Molecule: messenger RNA, 564 nt
Organism: Colletotrichum paranaense
Lineage: Eukaryota; Fungi; Ascomycota; Sordariomycetes; Glomerellales; Glomerellaceae
Product: acetyltransferase
Exons: 1
Coding region: 1-564 (187 amino acids)
Molecular function (GO): acyltransferase activity, transferring groups other than amino-acyl groups
Source: RefSeq, a predicted model, not a curated record
AUGGCCGAGAUCAACGACCUCAUCUCCAUAACUUUCCGUGUUGCAACCAAGGACGACGCUCCUCAAGUCGCACAGCUCGUAGAGGCCGCAUUCCGCGCCGAAGACAGCCGAGCAGAUUGGACGGCCGACAUGGAACUCGGCAGAUCGUUCCGCUACUCAGCCGAUGAGGCUCUCGCCACCAUCAACAACCCGGAUGCAGUAGUCCUUAUGGGCUUUGACUUCCACGGCGUCCUCGCGACCUCGGUCCAAGUUGUUUUCAAGCGUGAAGCCCAAAUGGCCCGAAUUGCCAUGCUUUCCGUGAAUCCCCAGCUGCAGCGCAGCGGUGUCGGGCGUCAAACUCUUGACUCUGCCCAGGCCUACGCUUGGAAGCAUUACGACAUCAAGAAGUUUGGGUUGAAUGCCCUUUCAUCUCGCGAAAAGUUGCUCGCCUGGUAUGAGCGCUGUGGAUAUCGAAGGACAGGAGAAACUUCGCCGUUCCCUGUUGAUCGGUUCCCUCGCCUAGAUCUUCCGAAAGAUUUGUGCUUCAUUGAGCUAGAGAAGGAUGCCACGCCUGUUGUGGUUUGA